Messenger RNA from Solenopsis invicta (red fire ant), 2906 nucleotides. RefSeq lists its product as uncharacterized. The transcript is spliced from 3 exons. Lineage: Eukaryota; Metazoa; Arthropoda; Insecta; Hymenoptera; Formicidae. The record is from RefSeq and is a predicted model, not a curated record. Bases 241 to 2031 code for a protein of 596 amino acids.
ACAGGAAAAAGAUAACGAAAGAUGAGGAGGAUACGAUGAAGGCGACGAGAAAGCAGAGAAGGGGAAAUAGAGAAGUGUAUUGCGUGGCGAGCACGCAUGCACUUUUGGCGCCAGCUCUAAUUGCGACGGUGAAGCUGUAGCGAGGUUCCUACCAUAAAAGCUAGUCAGUUUGCCGCUUAGUGUUACCGGAAGAAAAUCUCUCCAGCGCUCUCUGUCUUGGGAACACGGUGACGCGAAUCGAUGUUGCCCACGAUUCUGAUACUUUCCGCUCUGUUGCUCUCGUUGAUACCAGGAUCAACGGGGGACGGACAGCGGAUGGGUUACAUUUCGACGUUGCAACAAACUCUCCAAUAUUGGUGGAAAAUAUACAAGAAGUACAACGAGGAGGUGACUCUCGGUUCCUGUUGGGCGAGCUAUUUGUUCAAGAAAAGCACCGAAUUGUCGAAGAAUCAACCCGUCCUCCCGAAGGGUUGCUACAUGGAAUGCCCGCAAAAUCCAUUUCCGCAAAUCGUAACAGCCAAUGCGACAACGCCAUCCAAAGAAACGCGAAAAGGAAAACAUCCAAGGGAAGGACGAUUGUAUGCAUCGGCGAGAUCCACUAUUUCCAAGUUCACAAAUGAUCCUGACAGACGUGGUGUAGCUUCACGAACGAGAAUAAUUCGAAAGCCAAAGCAAUGGACAGUGGAUAAAAUUGAAAGAGUUUUACGAGCUAUAUCAAAUAAUUAUACGGAACGAAAUAAAAUUGAUGAAAAUGAAAGGAUUGUGGGGAUGAUCGGUUCUCACAUAAAGAGAAGACGGCGGACCCUCCGGAUCGUGCCGGAACUUUUGCGCCGACUGGAGGCUCCACGAGGAAGCGGUCACGAGUUUUCAUCUCGAGGGACCAGUUCGCACGCCGUUAAUCCGACGCCUAAUCCCAAGGACGAUGACAAAGUCGAUUCCGGAUCGACAGACUUCAGGGAGAAGGAUUCGCGUCGUAAAGUUUUACGUUCGCUGACGAGCCAUCGUGACUCCUACGUCGAGGACGUUUUCGCGUCGCGUUCAUUUUCACUCAAAGAUGCCCGUGGAGAAUCGCUCGACGGCCGACGGUUUCCCUUUCAACGGCACUCGUCGUCACGAGAAAGAAAUUCGAGAGUCGACGACAUGCCAUCGUAUCCCUGGGUGCCGCGGGAAGAUCACGGAAUCGAGGAGGGAGAUCCCGCAGGACGGCGAGCCCCUUCGAACAACGAUGGAAGUUCGUCGUCGCGUUCGCAGUUCCGAGAAGUAAACGCGGAGUAUCCUCGUAUGAGUGUCGUAAAAUUGAUGGAUUCUGAGGGAAAUUCGUCGUGCGAACCGACGAUAAAUCCGAAGACGCUACGUCGGAAGCCCGAGGAAUUAUCUCGCGAUUCGCUUUUAUCGCCGCGCGAAAGAAUCGCCGGGCGAUCGCUUCUCGAGUCUCGAGGAAGCGGAGGAGAGGAUUUUAAGAGGCACGAGCUCUUGCAAUUCAAAAUAGCCAAAGAAAGCGACACGAAGAAGCCACGCUGUCAGCAGCCGAGGGAAAAGAGGAGCUCGAGGAGCGGUAGGGACGUUUCAACGACAACGAUACAUCCGACCUCUUUGUCGGAGCUCGAGCGCUCGCACCAGCGAAUGCUUUACGAAAAACGAUCUUCCCUCGCUCCGGCAAUUCCGCAAAAAUCGAAGCGGGAUGACCACCUCGUUCGAGCCACGAGUAGCGUUCCUUCAUUAGUUGGACAAUUUAUUGGAAUUUACGAGAACUUGACAAACCAAUCGACUCAACAUUCAAAAGCAAUCACCUUGCGAGCUUCUCAGAACCAAGAUAAUUUAUCUCUGCAAUUAUCCCAGCAGUCGUCUACAGCUAUCUCAAGUCCAUAUACCUUUGUUAUCAGUAUUUUUAGAAUCCUGGGAAGGGUCGCUCAGAUAGGUCGACGGAUCAUAGAUGCCGUAGAAAUGAACGAGGGUCUUGUCUGUACGAAAGAAUACUUGUGGACUAAAAUUAUUAAGUGGAUAGACCCGGAGUCUUAUGUAAACGCAUAAAGUCCAAAAUAUGCUAAGCUGUUUAUUCAAAGCUGCGGCUUCUGUUCUUGUGGAAGCCGCGCCUGUAAAGGAUUUGUAUGUAAAAGUUUUUUUUACUGGAUCCAAUGCUAAAAUUAACGAAUUCAAAGCCAUGGAAUUGAUGUAAUAUAGACGAUAAAAAUAAAAUCAAUCGUUUAAAUUACCUGUAGCACCAUAUUUAACAAUUCUAUAAAUAUCCUAUUAACCGUAGCCGGCGCAAAAAGUUCUUUUUGAGGACUGAAAAUCCUAACAAUAUAAAAGAAGGAAGAGGAUAAUGAAAUAUUAUUUUGUUCUUUAAAAUAACUUUGGUAGUAAAUAUUAACGUGACACAGUUCUCAUCAACACCAGUUUACUAGUCAUAGAGUUCUACCAAUCCUAUAGAUAUUAUAGAAGUUUAUAUAUAGGGUGAGUUUUAAUUCCUGUGCCAACGUUUUACUAUAAGAAAUAUCUUACCGACUGCAACUGCAGAUUCACUCUGUAUGUGUUCACAUGUACACAUACAUACAGAGUGAAUCUACAGUUGCAAUCGGUAAGUCAUCUCUUAUAGUAAAACAAUGACACAGGAAUUAAAACUCACGCUGUAUAGUGCAAACGUAAUAUACAAUUUACUGAAAAGGAAAAAGAGGAUGCGUUUGUGAGAUAGCAGGGGAAUCGUGGAAUAUUAAUUAAUAUUAUAAAAAAACAAUUUUAAUUAUCAAAAAAAUCACUAAUUAAUGCUUUGUAGAUCUUACCAUAAAAUAAAAUUUUAUGAACAUUUUGUAAAAUAUAUUUUAUUUAAAAAAAAAUUCUUUUUAACAAUUUCUUUGCUGCUAGUAAGCAUUAUGUAACGUCCAUUGUGAGGUCGUAAAGUCGCAAGA